This is a messenger RNA of Fusarium pseudograminearum CS3096, 2661 nucleotides long. RefSeq lists its product as uncharacterized. Gene Ontology annotation, biological process: septin cytoskeleton organization. Gene Ontology annotation, cellular component: cell division site; endocytic vesicle; plasma membrane. The coding region runs from base 1 to 2661 and encodes 886 amino acids. The transcript has 6 exons. The record is from RefSeq and is a predicted model, not a curated record. NCBI's taxonomy places the organism in Eukaryota, Fungi, Ascomycota, Sordariomycetes, Hypocreales, Nectriaceae.
AUGGAGGAUAUGGCCAGGGCCGAGUAUCCCGCCAUGCUGGCAGCUCUCCAGCCCGGUCAGGCGGUUCAAACACUCACCGAACGAAUGAAGCGCAUGACCCGCGUCAACAACGAAGUCGCCGACUGGCUCCAGGAGCGCCGUCGCGUGGAGGAUCAAUACGUCCAGGGUCUAAAAAAGCUCACCCAAUUCAAGGUGCCAAACGGUCAAUCAGAGCUGGGUGUUUUCCAGGCGCCGUGGAAUAGAAUUAUCGACUCGACUGAAAGCAUCGCCCACGCUCACCAUCAACUCGCCGACCGAAUCGAAAAAGACAUUGAGCACCCGCUACGAAACUUUUCCAACCGAAAGGACUUUUUAAACAUGAACACCAUGUCCAACAACUUAUCGACCAUGGCCAAAGAUCUCGAUGACUCGCAGAACGCUGUCGACAAGCUCACUAAGAAGGGGGGUCGAGCAAACACUUCCAAGGUCGAGAGCGCUACAUCUAAGCUUGAGUCGGCUACUGGGCAAUGGGAAUCGCAGGCACCUUUCAUCUUUGAGUCUCUCCAGGCUCUCGAUGAGUCGCGUGUCAACAACCUGCGAGAUCUUCUCACCCAAUACCAGACGCACGAGUCUGAUUCGGCCCAGCGUGUGCAGGAGAAUGCUAUGGAAACGCUGGCACUGAUGCUCGAGAUCAACACCGAAAAGGAAAUCGAAUCUUUUGUGCACAGAGCUACUGCCGGCAAAGCGAAGCUUCCUACCCGAAACUCGACGCGCCAGUCAUCGUUCGCCGGCACUACACCUUCGACGCCAGUACCUCCAAGCACUGCCGAUAGCACCAAUCUGCCAGCUCAAAGUGCACACACAGCAUCUCCUGCUCCUGUCACAGCCCCGACAUCUUCCCACGCCGACGAUGAUAUGAGCGAGACAUCAAUGCCUCAAGAAAAGCCAGGAGGUAAACUGCGCCGCCUCGGUACCAUGUUCGGUGGACGUAGAAGACAGAGCAUGCACGCCGGCUUCGGUCAGCUUUCGCCUGGAAAGUUGGGACCCAGCUUUGGAAGAUUGGGAACGAGCCACAGCCAAACCGAUCGAGGCCCUUCUCCCAGAGCUUCCUCCAACAACCUCCAAGAGCACCAAAGAUUGUCGUCUCUGGCAGAAACCCCUGACAUGCCGCGGGUACCCGAUGGCGAAAACGACACACCCAAGCCAGACGCGCACGAGAAUACGAACGGAACGUCACACAAUGAAAAUCUGCUCGACAGCCCGAUUCCACAGUCGGCUGGAGGCACCGUUAACGGCAACCACGAAAUUGACCUGUCAAAUGUCCAGCCACCUCCUGGUCCUCCUCCGUCACACAAGCAAGACCAGCCGUCGGCACCGCAAAACGCAACCAAGGAUUCGGACGGGUUCAAUGUCCCGCCCCCUAUGAACGACCCUAUUUCCGAAGCUCAACGGGAAGCCAAGCAAGAGUCUGGCGAAGAUCCCGAUCAAUUGCUCAAGGUCAACAUUCAGCAGACGCCCGUUGAAGACGAAGAUCCAGAUGCCAAGAUGGCUGCACUUUCUAGCGUUGCCAACAGCCUCAAGAUGGGCCCGGCCACUCGUCGCAGUGGUACAGUCAGGGGACGUCGCGAUGUGCGUCAUACCAUGUAUGUGCCGCCUCCUAACCUGCCAGAGAGUGGCACCGAUUCCCCUAUAAGUGGUCUGGCAGCGUCUCCAAUCCUUGCUCCAUCCACAUCCAAGGGAAGUGCGCUUGCUGCACUGGCAUCCGAGUCCAGCAUUGCCGGUACUUCUGAUACACAGUCGGUGCGAUCUGGCAACUCAUUGGGCGGUGGAAACCACCCUCAACACGCUCACAUGACUGCUCCUGGUCUCAACUCGUCCAUCAUUGAGAGCGUAUCUGCUGUCUUUGAGGAUGGUGUCAUCAAGUCAGCGUCCAUCACGGGUGAAGUUGCCUUUGUCAAUAACCCCAGCGACUCGGGCGAUGCUAAGACCUACGAAACUAUCCGUAUCAACAACUUUGCGGCUCUCGAGCGCAUUGGUCCUAACCGCAUCUUUGUACAAAACUCAUCUCCCGACCACCACGACCAGUUCAAUAUUGAUGUGUCUCACCUCACCAAGAAUGCCACUGCAUUCUCCUACCGAGUAUUCGAGGAAUCAGAGGCUUCAGUACUGGCCGAGCAUGCCCCUCUCCUGUUGAAGCCCGCGUGGAAGCCUCAGGGAGACAAGCUUGGCUUGUUGCUACAGUACCAGCUCAACCCAGCCUCCAAGAUUGCCGCCCCUGUAUCACUACACAACGUGGUCAUUGUUGCAAAAUACGAGGGUAAAUCAAGUGGCGCCCAGACAAAGCCUGUGGGAAUACACCUCAAGGACAAGCACCUCGUCUACUGGCGCAUCGGUGACCUCACCCUCACCAACGACCCACAGAAGAUCGUCUGCCGCAUCAUCGGCUCAGAGGGUACAGAGCCCAAGCCAGGUCACAUCGAAGCCCGAUGGGAACUCACAGCCUCGGGCGACCAACCUGUCGGAAGCGGCAUCUCCAUCUCUCGACUCGACGAGGGCAAGGGCAAAGGCAAGGAGAUCUCCGAUGACGAUCCCUUCGCCGACGACAGCGCGAGCACAGAACAAAAGUGGGUAGACGUGCCUGUGUCAAGGAAACUUGUCAGCGGCAAAUACGAAGGACGAUAA